GCGAUAUACUCAAUAGCGGAUUGACGUUUGUGUGGUUGGGGCACGCUGCUCGCGUUGAAAGUUGUCGCGCGUGGAGACUGGCCAUUGCGGGCCUGUGUCUGCGUGGCUGGCCGCACGGGGCGCUGUUGGAACGUAGUUUCGCUCCAUUUGCUCUGAUGUGCUCGGCUUCAUCCGAAGCCCAAGUUUGAGGAUCAGUGGAUUAUCAGCACGUAGGAGCUUGUACACAGCUUGCCCUGUGAUCCUGUGGAAAUGAAAUUUGUGGACGGAUGAGCUGGUGUGUUUUCAAGCUGUGUGGCUAUCGAAUCACAUACCUGAAGCUGACUGCAAGACAUGUAGUAUUUAAGCAUUAAUUUUUAAUAUUGCUUCCAGCAGGCCCAGUAAUGAUAUCUAAAAUAUCAGUGCUCAGCACCAUAGCGGUUGUAGUUCUGUUUUGGCCAUCCUACUGUGGAUCAAUAAAGUCUUCCUUCAAAUAUAAGAUAGUCGACCUGGAAACCAACCUGGACAUGUGCUCAGGAGGCAACUCACGGGAAAGCAACAAGAUCUCCAUCUGGCCAGAUGAACCGGCCAUCAUUCGCCUUGGUCACAUGCUCAUCUACAACCCUGCCAAUGUGCAGCGAUGCGAUCUGAAGAUCCAUGCUCCGCGCGGCUACGGCGUCAGCAUGACUAUCAACAGCAUGCACUUGAACUUCCGCCGCAAUGAGUUCACCGGCUCCAUCUCCUGUCACGACUACGUCCAGUUCUUCCGCAAAUGGGACUCGUUCCUGGCCAAGGCGCUGGCCAAGGUCUCGGACAGCUUCGCCGACAAGAGUGACGUCAUCUGCCGGCAGAAUUACAAGGUGGACAUCCCGCGGCCCGAGCUCUACCACGUCGGCAAGACGGCCAACAUUUUCUAUACGCUGAAGAACAAGAUUGAGUUCAGGUACCGCAGCGGCGAGGAAAACAACCGCGACAAGGAGUUCACCAUUGUCGCCACGGCCUUCAAGAGCACCAACGGCUCCUGCCCCGAUAAGUACAUCCGAUGCGGCGUCGAGUCCAUCAGCUUCUGCAUUGCCGAUUCGUUGCGCUGCGACAGCUUCAUCAACUGCGGCUUCCCCAGCAGCGGGGUGGAUGAGCAGGGAUGCGGUGAGGACGUCUGGCACGUGGACAGUGCCAUGUCGACGCACACCUUCAUUUGGGUGACGCUGGUGCUGACGCUGGCCGUGUUCAUCUGCUGCCUGAUAUCGUGCGCCAUGCGCUGCUGGGCGGGGCCGGCCCCGGCGGCCGGCAGCGGCCAGCUCCGGCUCUGGUUCGGCAACAGCAGGUCGCCGGCCGGCAGCGGGCCGACGUCGUCGAGCGGCGGGCCGGCGCCGGCCGAGCGGCAGCACCUCUCACCGCUGCCCAGCUACGAUAGCGUGGUGCGCGACCUGGGCUCGCACGACGCUGGCCUGCAGUCGCCGCCCGCGUACAAGGACCUGUUCCCGGAGCAGGCCGGCAUCGAGAUGGUGCCGCUCGACCCGACCAAGCGGACGGCGGACGGCCGGCCGCCGCGGCCGUGACGCGCCGGGGCCAGUGAUAAACUCCUGUGAUCGGUUCAACAGCUAGCCGCGACAGCCUAGACUAGGUUCGGCUCCCGCAGUCGGACACGGGUGCACCUGCGCACAACAUCGCGUAACGGCUAGAGCGUGUGCGCGUAGGUUAGAAGAGAGGCUGGGUGGAGCGUGCCGCUGAAUGGGAAUGCAUGGUGUGUCAGCGAUAGGGGCGGCUGGCCUGCCGCGUGAUAGUGCCUUUUGCCGCUGUCGCUGUGAUGCUGCGCAGUAAUGGUAGGUGACUACGGGUCAGAUAUGUACGGCAACCUCGCUGUCGGCAUUCCUGGUGCUAAGUCUUUGUGCGGAAGUGGAGAAUGCAUUGGUUGUUUAAGCUGAAUCAGACUUAACAGUGUAGCAUCUGAAAAAGCAGUGGCAUUGUUCCGUGAUGUUUUGUGGGACCGUUUGUCAUGCGAGCUGUGCUUUCUCUUUGUCUUAUUCAUUGGCAUGAUAUGAUCGUUGAUCAUCGCCCGAUGUUGUAUAUAGUAACUGACGCGCUUCGAUCCAACGCCGGCUUCCUCUGGGCGGAGUACAACUAGAGUUCAAAUUUACGAGCUCGAUCUAAAUUCGCUGCGUUACGCCUGUUCAAUAAGAGUGCGUGUGAGGUUAUCCGUUAAGUGAUAUGGCUAGUCUAAGAUAAUCUACUUAUUUUCAUACCGGUGCUUCAUGCAAUACCAAGUGUAGUCACGUAAGAUUCGUUCCUGUGUGCCAUCCAUUCGAAUGGCUUUGAUUCAUGUACAAUAUGCCUAGUUAGGGUUGUCUGCAUCCGCGGCCAGGGUUGAAACCUAGUUGUAAUAGAGCAGUGCGUCUCGUCUGCGGUCCGACUGCUCAAGUCAGUAUUUACCAACUAUUAGUAUGCUGCGUCUUUUUCCCGGAAAUGUCGCAAAAUGUCUUCGAUCUAAGCAAGGUAGCAUGAAUGUAGUUUAUAGUCGGGUUUUCCAGUGUUUGCCUUUGAUUGUCCCGUCUUGGCGCCCUCCAGGCUCGCGAAGCGCGGCGGCUGUCGACGUCAACGGGUGCU
Molecule: messenger RNA, 2580 nt
Organism: Pollicipes pollicipes
Lineage: Eukaryota; Metazoa; Arthropoda; Thecostraca; Pollicipedomorpha; Pollicipedidae
Exons: 8
Coding region: 381-1535 (384 amino acids)
Source: RefSeq, a predicted model, not a curated record